CCAACACCUCACCUCCCUCUCUCCAACAACCGCCGAGACCUCUCCACCACAACCAUCACAACGCCGCGAAUGGAGCUCCUUGACAUGGUGCCCGCUCUCCGCCUCUACUCCCUCCCAGCAGCGGCCGCCGCAGCUUGCUCUCUCUGCGCCUGGCUCGUGGCCGCCCUCGCCGCCGCCGCCGCCGUCGGCCUCUGGCGCAUCCGCGCUGUCGGCGUCUCCAAGCCCGACGCCGGCGUUCGCGGCGGCAGCGCCCUCGUGAAAGAUAAGCAGGCGCAUGCGGCUCCGCCGUCGUCGGCUGCCAUUGAAGAACCGAGGCCGGCGGCUCAGGCCGAGACGGCGUCCGCGAGCGAGCCGAGCACGCCGUCCAAGGUCCGCUUCGCAGCGUACUACGGCGGGUCAGGGAACGACGGAGUAGUGGACGGCGUCAGGAAAUGGGCGGACGCGGAGGAUGACGACUGCGCGCGCGUCGUCGUCGGCGAGGUGGACAUGGUUCUGAGAAGGACGGCGUCGGCGCCGGGGAGAAGAAUGGCCACGGCCUUGGCGGCGGCGCCGUGGGAGGAUAGGGAGAUGGCCGUGAAGCGGAGGGGCGACCUGGGGUGGUACCGUCACCUCGACAUGGGAGCUCUCGACGGCAGCGUCGUGAGACUGUGGGACGGCGAGCUGACGGCGUCGCCGAGGGGGCGGCGGAGGAGGGCAGGAUUGGAAUUACAAUUGUCAUUAUAGACUAGCUAGAGGCACCGGAGUUAUCCGUGUAUGUUGUGAUGUAGGAGCAUUGGGACGUUACUAGGGGAUAUGACAAUUUUACCCUUUAGAUUGUCAUGUUAUGGCCGAGGGCAAAGCGCUCUCACGUAGCCGUGUACUCGUGUGAGGGCACAAAUAGAAUUUGUAAACAGUUCCUUGCAUCCAUGGAGAUUGGGAAAUUCUCUUGUUCUGC
Molecule: messenger RNA, 934 nt
Organism: Phragmites australis (common reed)
Lineage: Eukaryota; Viridiplantae; Streptophyta; Magnoliopsida; Poales; Poaceae
Exons: 1
Coding region: 70-723 (217 amino acids)
Source: RefSeq, a predicted model, not a curated record